This is a messenger RNA of Neoarius graeffei (lesser salmon catfish), 2103 nucleotides long. RefSeq names its product RAR-related orphan receptor C a (gene rorca). Gene Ontology annotation, cellular component: nucleus. The record is from RefSeq and is a predicted model, not a curated record. The transcript is spliced from 10 exons. The coding region runs from base 476 to 1864 and encodes 462 amino acids. NCBI's taxonomy places the organism in Eukaryota, Metazoa, Chordata, Actinopteri, Siluriformes, Ariidae. Gene Ontology annotation, biological process: regulation of transcription by RNA polymerase II. Gene Ontology annotation, molecular function: zinc ion binding; RNA polymerase II cis-regulatory region sequence-specific DNA binding; nuclear receptor activity.
GGUGCACCUAUUGCCCCUUUGAAGGCGCGUGCAGUCUGAUCGAAGUGCCCUGGAGGGGAACGAAGGAGGGCCGGUGGUGCGAGAUCAUGUGAGAGUGCACGCGCUGAAAAGCGGGUUAGAGAGAGAAAGAAAGAGAGAGAGAGAACCCACACACACAAGCGCGCGCACAGAGAGAGAGAGAGAGAGAGAGAGACCGCAGGGGGAAACAAGUAACGAUCUGAGGAUUGGAACGGAAAUGAGCUCCAGCCUUUGAUCGCAUGUUUGUGUUGUUUUUUUUCCCUCCCCCUCCUGCGGCGCGCGCGCGACUCUCCCGGUGAACUUGAUGCGGUUCGGUUGUUUUAACGGCUUUAACGGCUCUGAGCGGAGCUUCACGCCUUUCAGCCCAUUCCUCCUGAAUCCAUCAGCGUUCACAUGUCCUGGAGUUUACAUCAUUAUUUACAAUUAAUAUAAAAUAUCCUUUAAAACAGAAAUCAUCAUGAGAGCUCAAAUCGAGGUGAUCCCCUGUAAGAUCUGUGGGGAUAAAUCAUCAGGGAUCCACUAUGGAGUGAUCACAUGUGAAGGAUGUAAGGGUUUUUUCCGGCGCAGUCAACAGAAUAACGCCAUGUACUCGUGUUCUCGGCAGAGGAACUGCGUGAUUGACCGGACAAACAGGAACCGGUGUCAGCACUGUCGGCUGCAGAAAUGCCUGACGCUCGGAAUGAGCCGCGACGCGGUGAAGUUUGGCCGCAUGUCUAAGAAGCAGCGGGACAGCCUGUACGCCGAGGUGCAGAAACAUCAGCAGGGUCAGGAGCAUGUCAGCAGCGUCGUGUCCUCGGACGGAGUCAGGGAGGAACCCGGAGAGAACAGCCACGACGGACACACGCGAACCUGCAGCCGCAGCUCCAGCACGGCCCUCAGCGACCUCGACGACCUCGGAGGCCUGCUGUUUGACCUGCCCCUGACCCCGGAGGAUGAGUACUGCGGCCUGGAGCUGAAGGGCAACAACAGGACGAGCGGAGAAGGGAGCAGCGGCGGGAGCAACUCGUCCUCACACAGCUCUGUGGAGUUAAAACACGAAUACCAGCUUCUUCAUAUGUACUCGCCGCGCAAUGACGGGCUCUCACUGCUCGAGACAGAACAUCUCACCCAGAGUGUGGUGAAGUCACAUGCAGAGACGAGUCAGUACACUACAGAGGAACUGAAACGGCUCGCGUGGAACCUGUACACAGCUGAGGAGACUCGCAUGUACCAGAACAAGCCAAUGGAGGUGAUGUGGCAGCAGUGUGUGGCGCAACUCACUAACGCCAUCCAGUACGUGGUGGAGUUCGCAAAGCGCAUCUCAGGCUUCAUGGAGCUGUGUCAGAACGACCAGAUCGUCUUGCUCAAAGCAGGAUGUCUGAGCGUGUUGCUGAUUCAGAUGUGUCGAGCCUACAACCCUGUGAACCACACGCUGCUCUUCGAUGGCAAGUUCGCAAGUGUUCAGAUCUUCAAAGCUCUCGGCUGUGAUGAUCUGGUGAACGCAGUGUUUGAACUCGCGAGAUCGAUCAGCCGUCUGCAGCUGACAGAAGAAGAAAUGGCCCUGUUCAGCGCCGCCAUCCUGUUCUCCCCAGAUUGGCCCUGGCUUACAGACAGACAGCAGGUUCAGAGUCUGCAGGAGAAAGUUUAUCAGGCGCUGCAGCACUGUCUGAACAGAGAGGGCGCCAACGAGCACAAACUCAACAAGAUGCUGGCGAAACUUCCUGUGAUCAAGUCCAUCUGCAACCUCCACAUAGACAAGCUGGAGUUUUUCCGCCUGCUCCACCCAGAAACGGCCUACAACUUCCCCCCGCUGUAUCGGGAGGUCUUCGGUAGCGAGAGCUUCUUCCCCGACUCCACCAGGAACUAGACGACGCCCGAGUGUCACUCAAACUGGUGCUUAAGAGUGAACGUUCAAGAUGACGAAAGAGACGUAGAGAUGAAACAAAGGUCAAUGUGAAGCACCAUGAACAGACCAGCAGCUCACUGACAAUCCUGCACACAACACCACUUCUUCUGGACUCUGAAUCUCAUCCCUUUUCUCUGAGCUCCUUCCCUAACAGGUGUUUGACAGUGCAGCCCAAAUAAAACACCAACUGGGUUUUUAAA